GCCGUAGGUGGCCUUGGAGAUGACGCAGAAUAUCAUCCAGGAGCAGAAGGACGCCGCGAGGGUGAUCGUCGAGCAGCAGGUGGCAUCUUAUACUGGCUACCUGUUCACAAACGACUCGGACUACUUGACGUCGCACGGCUCCAUGGAGCCGAUGUACAAGGCAGACCAGCAGAAGACUGCGCCGGCUCCCGAAGAGGAGAAGAAGGAGCCAGGGCAGGUGGAGAGGAUGGCCCAGCAGGUCAAGGACCAGUCCAAGGCGGCCUACCAGGGCGUCAGCGGCCUCCUUCAGGGGCAGGGCCAGGAGCAGAAGCGACGCUCGGCGCGUUACAGCGGCCCGUUCGUCCAGGAGAUCCGGAAGCGGCUGGACUCCUACCUGGCCAUCACGGUCCGCAACGUGCGCGACUCCAUCCCGAAGGCCAUCGGCUUCUACCUCGUGCGGGGCGUGCAGGACAAACUUCAGUUCGAGCUGUUGAACGCUCUGAACAAGAAGGACCGGAUCUCGGAGCUGCUCGGGGAGCCGCCGCACAUCAUGGAGGAGCGCAAGGUGCUGAUGCAGCAGCUGCAGGUGCUGCAGCGGGCCAGCGGCGUCCUGACGCGGGACCCGACGCUCGCGGCGAUAGCCUUCGAGGCCGAGGAGGAAGAGGAGCAACAGCAGCAGCAGGCGCCGGCGCGCCGGCCAGCGCCGGCGGCGGCAGGGCCUGGCGCCACGGCAGCCGCUGCGCAGCGGCCAGCGCCCGUUAUCAGCUCGGCGACGCCCUCCGUCCCGGCCGCCGGAGGCGUCUCGCGGGCCUUGGGCGCCUCGGGCCAGCCAGGCGCCGGCGCCCCAGCAUUGCCGGCCUCCACAGGCGUGCCGCGGCCCUCGCCGGCACCCGCCGUGGGCGGCGGCGGCCUCUUCGGGGCUCCCGCGGCGCCCGCGGCGCGCGGCGGCGGCGGCCUGUUCGACGACGGCGCUCCAGCCGCGAAGAAGGCACCCGGCGCGACGAAGAACCCGCUCUUCGGGGAGUGAGCUCUUCCAUUUCUUCCACGCGCAGGGUAGCCCCCGGCGCCGGCGCCCUUCACCGAGCAGAGGAGGGCGUGCGCGCGCCCGUAGGAGUUGCCGCGUGCGAGGGCACGGGGACGCGCCCGAGGGGCGCGCCCGCUGGGUGCCGACUCGCGGGCGGAAA
Messenger RNA from Prorocentrum cordatum, 1163 nucleotides. NCBI's taxonomy places the organism in Eukaryota, Dinophyceae, Prorocentrales, Prorocentraceae. The record is from the annotation of a GenBank genome assembly.